AUGGAAUUUGGACCAUCAAAAAAUUUUACUCAUGAUGAAUUCUAUUUGAUAGGAUUUACCUCACUAAAGGAGUACAGGCGACUGCUUUUCCUCCCAUUUUGCCUAAUGUUCAUCUUUGCUGUCAGUACUAACAUUGCCCUUGUGUUGAUCAUUGCAAAACAAAGGACACUUCAUUCUCCGAUGUAUGUGCUGAUAUGUUUCAUAGCUUGUGUGGAUAUAUGUGUUCCAUGCUUUGUUGCCCCACGAAUGUUAUUUAGUUUUGCAUCAGGGAUCAAUGUUUGGCCUAGAAUAUUAUGCCUCAUUCAGAUGUUUUUUGUUCAUUAUGCCUGUAGUUUUCAGUCCACCAUCUUGUUUGGGAUGGCUGUAGAUCGUUACUUUGCUAUCUGCAUGCCACUACGAUACAAUAAUGUAAUGAGUUUCAAUAAUUGUAUGAUUAUUACAGGUGUUAUUAUAGUGCGCAACACAAUAAUUAUAACAGCAAUGAUUGCACUAGUUGGAACACUUCAAUUCUGUUCUUCCAAUGUUCUCUAUCAUAUUCACUGUGAGCAUCAGCUAGUGGUCACUUUAGCCAUCCCCUGUGAAGACACUACAAAGAACUACAUAGCUGGCUUGAUCAGCUUUUGUGUGCCCACUAUUGAUUGUGUUGGAAUUGCAUUGUCUUAUAUAAUUAUAUUUUUUGUCAUUUCACAGUCUGCAGCAGGAGAAUCCCGCAGCAAAGCAAUUUCAACUUGUAUAACACAUUUAAUAGUCAUCUGCAUUACUUACUUCACCUCUAUGGUUGCCUUCCUCGCCUACAGAGUGCAAUCUGGCCUUACUCCAGACCAGCGUGUCCUAAUCAGUCUACUGUAUCUACUUGUCCCAGGCAUCUGUAACCCAGUAAUCUAUGGCAUCAGGACUAAAGAAAUAAGGGACCAGCUUAUUAAGAUUCUUAACAUGAAUAAAGUUAAUGCUUUUUGA
Messenger RNA from Electrophorus electricus (electric eel), 957 nucleotides. RefSeq names its product olfactory receptor 52P1-like. Gene Ontology annotation, biological process: G protein-coupled receptor signaling pathway. Gene Ontology annotation, molecular function: olfactory receptor activity; G protein-coupled receptor activity. Gene Ontology annotation, cellular component: plasma membrane. NCBI's taxonomy places the organism in Eukaryota, Metazoa, Chordata, Actinopteri, Gymnotiformes, Gymnotidae. The record is from RefSeq and is a predicted model, not a curated record.